ACCCUAUAUGGCGUUCCCACCUUAGUAACAGGAUCUUGAUCUGAGUAAUUGGGUUAUCAGGCUGAAGAUGUUGUUGUGGUUUCACGUACACAGAUUCUGCGGACAUAGUAGGGGCCGCUAUAUAUUAUGCCCAAAGCCAUCCAUCACAGUGUUAACAUAUCGAAUACUAUACGCAGCUCACGAGGUACAUUCUGGCAUUGCGUCCCAGCAACUAUGGUGCAAGCAGACCUUCUGGAGUACGCCAAAGACAUCCAGGCUCGACUGGCUGACAUUACAUGCUGCUUGGAGAAGCAGGAGAUCCACACUGUUCGGAAGGAAGGAUAUCCUACUGGCCCAGGGUAUGAGGAACUAACAUCGGCGCGUCUCAGUCUGCUCGAGACAGCCAACGACCUUCAGUACCUUGCGAUGGGCCCUACUGAGUGGCUGAAAAUGACAUUGGCGGUGAACAAGCAUGACCAUUUAUGCUACUACAUGAUCGAUCAGUUCAACAUCCAUCAGUCUGUGCCUCUGAAUGGGGAAAUAUCGUAUGAGGAACUCAGUGCGGCCUGCGGACUCCCCGUUGACCCCUACGCCGUGUCCUCCGCCAUGCCAUGCUCAAUCACCUUGUUCCGUGAACCUAACCCCGGAUACGUCGCCCACUCCGAUGCAUCCUCAGUGUUCGUCACCGAUGCCAAAAUGGCCGCAUGGUUGGGCCAUAACUACGACGAGGUGUUUCGCUGUCUACAUGCUGUUCCCGACGCGAUUCGAAACCAUCCCACAUCCGCGGACCCUGGACAUACUCCCUGUGGGGUAGUGUUCAACCAGCCAAAGGGCUUCUUUGCUGGAUUAUUGCAGGACCAGCCAUGGAGAGCAUCGAGAUUUGAACACCAUGAUGCCUCUCAUAUCGUGCGCGGAUAUGACUGGGGACAAUAUGGGAACGGCCUUGUCGUCGAUAGAAUCGGACCGCCGCCGGGUUGUCGUCGGACCAUGCAGUUCCAAGUCCAUGACUUUUUCCAUCCAAACCCACAGACUACAGCCGACGUUUAUCUACUGCGCCAUAUCAUUCACGACUGGGGUGAUGACUACGCGAGUAAGAUCCUGUGGAACAUCGCCUCAGUUAUGAAGCCGACUGCGCGGAUCAUCGUCGUUGAUAUUGUGAUCCCCGAGCCUGGUACCUUACCCUGGCAGGCACACCGAAUGAUCAGGUCUAUGGAUCUUCAAAUGAUGCGGACCAAACAAGAUUGGAGGAAGCUUCUGGCCAACUCCAACUCCAAAUUAAACAUACUCAGUAUCUCUCAGCCCCCGUAUAGCGUUGCGAGUAUAAUCGAAAUUGGGUUAGUACACUAGGGUCCGCUAUUGUUCGAUGGGAUGGAAUACAUAAAAAUAACUUCUUCAUAUGCCCGUCUCAUCUCUCU
Molecule: messenger RNA, 1394 nt
Organism: Aspergillus ochraceoroseus IBT 24754
Lineage: Eukaryota; Fungi; Ascomycota; Eurotiomycetes; Eurotiales; Aspergillaceae
Exons: 7
Coding region: 214-1326 (370 amino acids)
Molecular function (GO): O-methyltransferase activity
Source: RefSeq, a predicted model, not a curated record